This is a messenger RNA of Bipolaris oryzae ATCC 44560, 984 nucleotides long. RefSeq lists its product as uncharacterized. Gene Ontology annotation, molecular function: 4-hydroxy-tetrahydrodipicolinate synthase activity. The record is from RefSeq and is a predicted model, not a curated record. NCBI's taxonomy places the organism in Eukaryota, Fungi, Ascomycota, Dothideomycetes, Pleosporales, Pleosporaceae. The transcript has a single exon. The coding region runs from base 1 to 984 and encodes 327 amino acids.
AUGCCUAUCUCCAAAUCCACCAUAGACGAAAAGAAGAUCAUGCUUCCGCCCGGCGUUUACACGCCUGUCAUCUCCCUUUACAAACCUACAAAAACUCAGGAAAUUGACCUCGAAGCAAUGUACAAACACUGCCAAUAUCUCGUUCGUGCCGGCCAACACGGCCUUGUUUAUCAAGGCACAAAUGGCGAAGCAGUUCUCCUCUCACGUUCUGAAAAAAUUUCCAUUCUCCAAACCGCCCGUCGCGCUGUCACCGAUCUUGGUUUUCCCAACUAUCCCUUGGUCGCAGGUAUAAGCGGACAAAGCACGAAUGAAAGCAUUGAGUUGGCGCAAGACGCCAGAGAUGCCGGUGCCUCCUUUGGUCUACUACUCCCACCUAGUUUCUGGGCCAAAUCCCUUACUGAAGAUGCACUGCUGGGGUUCUACAGAGACGUUGCUGACGCGAGCUCACUUCCUAUUGUUAUCUACAACUUCCCCGCUGUAACCUCUGGCGUGGACCUGAAUUCUGAUGAUCUCGCCGCUUUGGCACAACACCCAAACAUUGUCGCCGUGAAGCUGACAUGUGGAAAUGUCGGCAAAGCGAUCCGCCUCACUUCACGCUUCUCGCCCGCUCAAUUCUCUGUGUACGGCGGCUCAUCGGAUUUUCUAUUCCCCACUCUCGAGGGAGGCGGCGUUGGGUGUGUGACAGGGAUGGGGAAUGUGUUUCCAAAAUCUACAGCGAGAGUGUAUGAUUUGUGGAUGGAAGGCAAGAAAGAGGAAGCUAGGGCAUUACAGAAUGUAGUGGCCAAUGCAGAGUGGGCCUGCAAGAAGAGUUUGGCGCUGACAAAGUUUGCUGCAGGGCAUUUUCUAGGUUCGAAAUUAGGGAUCAAGAGCGAAGCGUUCUGGCCAAGACGUCCGUAUCUGCCUCCAGGGGAAAAGAUAAGGGAGUGGACAGUUGAUGUCAUGGGGGUGUUGGAAGCAGAGGAGAAUUCUAUCGAAGAAAGAUGA